AUGGCGCGAGACACCACGCCUCUGCUCCCCCGCCCUCUCAAUGGCCCUCUUCCUUUUCCUGUGCCGCAUCGUGUGCAAGAUCAUGCCCCGCAUCUUCGAGCCUGCCACUCGCCGUGGAACUGGAUGCCCCAGCGUCGCCUCGUCAAUCUCCGUGGCCUCGCCCUAGCCUUCCUCACCAGCACCGGUGUCGGGGCAUACUGGUUCAAGUUUACCGAGUUCCGCGAUCAUUCAAUCUGGUUUCUCGCCUUUCACUUUGGCACUAUCGCCUAUGUCCUCGCUGUCGUCUUCCAUUUGAUCGUAUUUGGGUGGGCAUUUACCCAUCUAUACUAUCCUGAUGGCGAGAGAUUUACGAAGGGGGUCGAGUCUUUGGCUGUCCGCGCCUUUUCUCUGCCGUCAAAUCUCGGCAGCCCGCGCAAGCAAUUUUGGUUCCAUUUCUUCUACACGACAACCACGGUUUUUGCUUUCAUGAGUGCUGCUUUGUACUGGCUUGUGACGCGUCCACACAAUCCACAGGCUACCAUGGUUGGAGGACCAAUCACGGAUUUGCUUGGAGAGGGCUGGUUCAAGUCGUUUGCCAUGUUCACCUUGUACACCACGCCUGCCAUCACCAUGCUUAUCGAGACAAUCUUCUUCAAUAGUAUCAAGACACCACAGUCUCUCGGCUCACAUGUUCUCGGACUAGUCUCCAUGUCAGGCUUGUACCUACCCUGGGCAGCGCUUGGGGGCCACUUGACGGGCUGCUACCCUUUUUUCUGGCUCAAUCCCGACUUUGUUGGAUCAAAAGAGGCUGUCGCUCUGUACUGCUUGGGCUUCUUGGGGCUUGCUCCCUUGAAUCUAGUGUUUUUGUUGAAACAAGUUGUUAUCGCUUUGAGGGAGCGCAUGACGCGAUCCCCACCGACAAGCGUUUAA
Messenger RNA from Cordyceps militaris CM01, 909 nucleotides. RefSeq lists its product as uncharacterized. Lineage: Eukaryota; Fungi; Ascomycota; Sordariomycetes; Hypocreales; Cordycipitaceae. Bases 1 to 909 code for a protein of 302 amino acids. The record is from RefSeq and is a predicted model, not a curated record. The transcript has 4 exons.